UGUGCACAGAUUCUGAAUCAAUAAAUCGGUUCGUCAUCUUCUUCUAAACCCCAACCUAAACCCCAUUGCUUGUGAGCAAAGCCAUUGUAAAACCAAGGGAAGAUUUUGCCCAUCUAUACAAUGAUCGAUAAUCGAUUGCUUCUACUGCUACGAAAGUCCAGAUCCGUAGCCCUCAAAUUUUCCUCAUCAAAUUCCCCAAGAUGCAAUACAUUUUCCCCACAUUUUCAACUCUCAGUUGAGCCACAAUCCAGAUUUUAUUCCUCGUUUCAAAGAAUUAUCCCUGGAGCCUCGGUCACACGAAGCUUAGUCGGCCGUGGUUUAAUAAGAUCGUUGCUUCAAAAUGAUUUUAAGAACUUUUGUAAACCCUCAUUCAGAAAUUUCUCCACUUCGGCAUCUAUUUCUUCAAAAAACACCGGAGGAGUGAAGCUUCUGGUCACUGCUGGGCCCAAAGCUCAGAAAGCAGUUGGUAUUUGGCUUUUUGUAUCCGCUGCUUGGGUCUUCAGUAUGGUGGUACUUGGCGGUGUCACUAGGCUGACUAGAUCCGGCCUUUCAAUGACUGAUUGGAAAUUCACUGGUGGUCUUCCUCCUAUGUCGGAUGAUGAAUGGCUAGUCGAAUUUGAAAAAUACAAGCAAUCACCUGAAUACAAACGAAUAAAUAAAGGGAUGAAUCUUGAUGAUUUUAAGUUCAUAUAUUGGAUGGAGUAUGCCCACCGCAUGUGGGGAAGAGCAUUGGGCAUAAUGUUUGCGCUUCCUUUCUCGUACUUCCUCCGAAAAGGAUAUAUUACAGUCGGACUGGGACUUAGGCUCUCUGGACUAUUUGCUCUUGGUGCUGGACAGGGACUAAUUGGGUGGUGGAUGGUCAAGAGUGGUUUAGAGGAACCCCCCUCUGAGUAUACUGAACCACGAGUGAGCCCUUACCGCCUUGCAGCUCAUUUGACCUCAGCAUUUGCUAUUUACACUGGGUUGUUUUGGACUGCUCUUUCUGUUGUUAUGCCCGAACCCCUUGCAGCAGAAUCCAGAGUGUGGAUUCAGGGGGCAGCGAAAGUCAAGCGUAUUGCACUUCCUGUUAGCAUUCUAGUUGGGAUCACCGCUGUGUCGGGAGCAUUUGUUGCUGGCAAUGAUGCAGGCCGUGCCUAUAAUACUUUCCCAAAGAUGGGUGACACAUGGAUUCCGGAUGAUGUACUGGUCCUGAAGCCGCUGAUACGCAAUUUCUUUGAGAAUACCGCAACAGUGCAGCUCGACCAUCGAAUACUUGCUACUGCAUCAUUAUGCGCUAUUGGUGGCUUGUGGUUGUAUACAAGGAAACUCGAUCUACAUCCUGCAAUACGGUCUUUGAUAGGAAGCACAAUGGGUAUGGCUGCCCUUCAGGUUACCUUGGGGGUUACAACUCUUCUAUCAUAUGUCCCAGUUUCACUAGGCUCUGCCCAUCAAGCUGGAGCUCUAACUCUUCUAACCUUUAUGAUUCUUCUCAACCACACUCUGCGUCGGCCUUCGUUGCAACUUCUCAAGACUCUCCCUUCUGUUGUGAAAGCACCCUAGAAGAUACUAUGACAGUGGUCAAAUGUUUUCUACAGCUGAGCUGUUAUCAGCAUGAAUAAGAUGAAUGUGUUUUUAGUGGUGUUAGCGAUGAAUUGUGAUUUGUUCAUUUUUUUUAUACCUCUAAACUAACCUGAUUGAUAUGAGUCAUAUCGAUAACUUUAAUGACCUUUGUCUAUAA
This is a messenger RNA of Salvia splendens (bonfire salvia), 1717 nucleotides long. RefSeq names its product cytochrome c oxidase assembly protein COX15. Gene Ontology annotation, biological process: heme A biosynthetic process. The record is from RefSeq and is a predicted model, not a curated record. The transcript has 7 exons. NCBI's taxonomy places the organism in Eukaryota, Viridiplantae, Streptophyta, Magnoliopsida, Lamiales, Lamiaceae. Gene Ontology annotation, molecular function: oxidoreductase activity, acting on NAD(P)H, heme protein as acceptor. Gene Ontology annotation, cellular component: mitochondrial inner membrane. The coding region runs from base 121 to 1539 and encodes 472 amino acids.